This is a messenger RNA of Tarenaya hassleriana, 1371 nucleotides long. RefSeq lists its product as uncharacterized. The record is from RefSeq and is a predicted model, not a curated record. Gene Ontology annotation, cellular component: membrane. The coding region runs from base 97 to 1293 and encodes 398 amino acids. Gene Ontology annotation, molecular function: glycosyltransferase activity. The transcript is spliced from 2 exons. Lineage: Eukaryota; Viridiplantae; Streptophyta; Magnoliopsida; Brassicales; Cleomaceae.
CCCUUUUUUUUCUUGCAAAAACCCGAAAGACUAAUCGAGAUUUCGAAUUUUCCAAUCAUUUUUUUUAAAAAAAUUCCGUCGAAAUAAUAACAAAAGAUGAAGAAAAACAACCAAACGAAUCAGCAAAACCAAAUAUUAAAUUGUCAAGGAAUAUUCCAUGACAUCGUGUUCUAUUCAUUUCUCGUCGGAAUCGGAUUCGGCCUCGGAGUCAUGCUUAGUUCCCACACGAAAAGCCUCUCUUCGAAUCUCCAGUUGUCACUUUUGUCUUAUGCCUCCCAGUCUCCUCCUUCAUCCCCACCGCAACCGCCACAAUGCACUUGCCCUGCGGCUCCGAACGCCGCAGAGGAGCCUCGGGUCGGGUUACGGGAUUUUGUGGAGCCGAAGAACGUGAUGCACGGCAUGACGGACGAGGAACUUCUGUGGCGAGCGUCGAUGAAGCCGGAGAGGAAGGAGACGCCGUUUUCUCAGACGCCGAAAAUCGCGUUCUUGUUCUUGACGAGGGGGAGGCUCCCGUUUGCUCCGUUUUGGGAGAAGUUCUUCAAGGGCCACGAGGGUUUUUAUUCCAUCUAUGUUCAUACGAGCGAUCCUCGUCACGUUGACCACGACACCCCCGAAACGUCACCGUUUUACCGCCGGAGAAUUCCCAGCAAGGAAGUAGAAUGGGGGAAGUUUAGCUUGAUGGAGGCAGAACGCCGGCUACUGGCCAACGCCCUCCUCGACUCCUCGAACCGCCGGUUCGUCCUCCUGUCCGAAGCCGGCGUCCCCAUCUUCGACUUCUCCACCGUCUACUCUCACCUCAUCAACUCUCACCACUCGUUCGUCGACCUGUUCGAUGACCAUGGGCCCACCGGUCAGGGCCGGUACAGCCGCCGCAUGGCCCCUCUCGUCACGCUCCGCGAGUGGCGAAAAGGGUCUCAGUGGUUCGAGAUGGACCGGGAGCUGGCCCUGGCCGUGGUAUCCGACACCACUUACUUCCCUCUCUUCAAGAAACACUGCCAUGGCGGUUGCUACGCCGACGAGCAUUACCUUCCAACGUUCGUCCACAUCAAGUUCCCGGGCAAGAACGCGAACAGGAGUCUGACGUGGACGGACUGGUCGAGGGGUGGGCCCCAUCCGAGGACGUACACGAGACCGUUGGUGACCGUGGAUUUCCUGAGGGGCCUGAGGAAGAGCGAGAAGACAUGUGCGUACAAUGGAGAAACGACUGAGAUUUGCUACUUGUUCGCGAGGAAGUUUGAUGAAAGGUCGUUGAAUAGAUUCAUUUUGUUUGCUCCUAAGAUUAUGGGUUUUUAAUUAGGGGAAAUGUAUGAUAUUUUAUUGGCCGUUUUUUUUUUAUAUUUGGGAGUACAAAUUAAAGGAUCUAUUGUUUCA